Messenger RNA from Aspergillus japonicus CBS 114.51, 1221 nucleotides. RefSeq lists its product as uncharacterized. The coding region runs from base 1 to 1221 and encodes 406 amino acids. NCBI's taxonomy places the organism in Eukaryota, Fungi, Ascomycota, Eurotiomycetes, Eurotiales, Aspergillaceae. The transcript has a single exon. The record is from RefSeq and is a predicted model, not a curated record.
AUGAAGGGCUUCAAAGACUGGCUUUCUCGGCCAUUUCGUCUCUUACGCAGCCGCCCAUACAACAAGCGACUUUCUGACCUGGAAUUGCUACCGCCUGAACUGCUACUGCAGAUCACAGACUAUUUGGCCAUCGUCGAUACCAUCUGCUUAGGUCUCUGCAGCCGAACACUACAUCACUUCACGACAGGUCUCUGCGACCUGAGCCCAGUGCGGCGCAACAAGUCGUUAGCCCUCGCUGCCCUCAACCGGCUAGUCCGAGACUUCCCUCGGAUGUUCUGUUGCCACUAUUGUGCAAGACUGCAUUCUAUCACAGACGUCCUCCCCCCAGCGACUGAUCAGAUUAUCUUCACAAAAUGCCCGGACCUGGGAGCUCCAUUUCUGUACCGGGGUGAUGGUCCACUGCCUUCGCUAAUGUGGUUCGUUAGGGUCCACUGCCUGCCCAGCGAGUACAGGUUCCAACACUGCCACCUGGCCGCCGUGCUGCAGAACCACUCGUGUGGCGGCCGCUGGGGGAUCAGUUCCGAGUCAUUGGCCUACACCGAGGUGGUUGACUAUCCGGAAGACCCCGCCAGAACGACUUUGUUGUCAGUGGAAGGACGGGUCUACGUGCCUGCUGGGGCUCGCUCGACACCACUAUCGCUAAUUCUGCAGAUACAGCAGUGGGUGCUAUUUCAUGAUGACGACAUCGUCUUCGCCGACUGGGACAAUGAUGUUCCUCUUUCAGUGUUCCAUCGUCUGUUCAUUUGCGGAGGGCAGAAGCUGGGCACUGCGGCGGUAAUGGACGCCAUUCGAUCUGUUGUCCAGCAGCGGGGAUUCUCUUCUCUGGACGAGCAACCGUCUUCCGCUGCGGGAUAUAUGCGGUGCUCACUUUGCGAGGUCGAGUUUCAGAUUUCCCUUGAGGACUGUGGCAAGGAUGGCAAGGCAGUGAUCAUUACCAAAUGGCUAGACCUUGGGGCGGGGAUGGAUCUCGAAGACUCAAAGUGGAAGAAGAAGGCCACUUUCGAUCCCUCUGGGCCUCGCGGAGGGCUUGAUCCAACGAUGGCGAGCUCCGGGGAGGUGCGUCGGUUGUUUUGUGAAAGCUCGGAUCGAGAGAGUGACCCUACACGGCGAAACAAAUCAUACUUAGUUGGGAGGCAAUACCGUCGCACAAUGCGCAAGAGCAGCUGGGAUUUCUUGUACUAUACCCCUCAUCCUAUUGCUCGUCGUGGACGAAGAAUUUGA